This is a messenger RNA of Eruca vesicaria subsp. sativa (arugula), 738 nucleotides long. The record is from the annotation of a GenBank genome assembly. Lineage: Eukaryota; Viridiplantae; Streptophyta; Magnoliopsida; Brassicales; Brassicaceae.
AUGUCAGAAGUACAUAAGCAUUUGCAGCAUUUUUCACCUCAAAGCUUUAUAAAAAAUGGACAGCUAAGUAAAGAAAGCUUACAAAGAUUGUUUGAGAAAAUAGAUGUAAAUAAAGAUGGAAAGAUCCAAGUGUCAGAGCUUAAAGAUCUCACUGUGGAGUUUGGGAUGUUAGGAAGAAUGAAAUGUGACAUACAUGAGCUUGCUACGACAUUGCUUGCUGAUUUCGAUAGCGAUAGUGAUGGUGAAAUAGAUGAGAAUGAAUUCGAGAAAGGGAUCUCAAAAUGGCUCAAACAGUACAAGUUUAGUUUUGAUAGCACCGAGUGUCAAAGAGAUAACCGAGCUGAGGAUAGAGUUUUGAAGAUGGAACAACCAAAAGAAAGUCUUGUUGCUAAGCUGCUAUCGCAGAGAACCAUAAGAGCUUCCAUUGAAGUUAUUGUAGGGAUUCUAAUUGUCCUCUUUCUCGCAACGCCUUUCAUGAUGAACAUCGAGCUUUUGUCUAAAUCGGCUGGAGUUCCUUCCUUCUAUGUUGUCUUUGUAGUGAUCCCUUUGGCGAGAAACCUAAGAAACGCUUUGUCUGCUCACUUCUGUCGCAAGAAAGACAAGGCUAGAGUCACAUCAGAUACAUUCUCUGAGAUAUACAAGGAUGUUACGAUGAACAAUCUUCUGGGAAUUUCGAUUAUAUUGGCUAUUGUGUACACGAGAGGAUUGACUUGGGACUACUCUACUGAAAUAGUAUAA